CCGCGGGCCGAGGCGGAGGCCGGUGCAGAUGAUUUUGAAGAAAAGAAGCCUAAUCUGAGAGGGAACAAGGCAAAAGUUUCAGCUGGAAAGAAGGGAGAGGACAGUGGUACUGGAGUCUGCAGCUCAGCAAGUAAGCCUUCAAAGCAGAAAGAGGUAAAAUUGCCAGUAAAAGAAGAAAGCAAGAAAACUACUAAAAGUAAAGGGAAACAUAGCAAAGACACAGUCUGCAGUGAUUCUCCGAAGGCCCCUCAGAGGGAGAAAAAUUUGAAGAGAGAAUCUCCUAUAAAAAAAGAGAUUGAUGAAGACAAUGCUGCUGCUGAUGAUGAAAGUGAAGAUGAAUGGGAGGAUGUGGAAGAACUCCAGGAACCUGUUACAGAUAAGUUGGAAGAUGCUGUUGUUCCAGCAGUGGUGCUGCCAAGCAAACCAGUUGAGAUAGAGAUUGAAACCCCAGAACAAGCAAAGAAUAGAGAGAGAAGAGAAAAAAGAAAAGCCGAGUUUGAGGUGUAUCUUCGGAGGAUGAUGAAACGAUUCAACAAGGAGAUUCGUGAGGACACGCAUAAGGUUCAUCUGCUGUGUUUAUUAGCAAACGGUUUCUAUAGGAACAGAAUCUGUAACCAGCCAGAUCUUCUUGCUAUCGGUCUAUCCGUCAUCCCCACACACUUCACGAAAGUGCCUGCAGGCCAAGUGGACCUUCCCCGUCUCUCCAACUUGGUGAAAUGGUUUGUGGGAACCUUCACUGUCAAUGAUGAGCUUUCUGUUGAAAAAGGAGAGCCCCUUCAGGCUACCUUGGAGAGACGCUUUGCCAUCUAUGCUGCACGAGAUAAUGAAGAAUUGGUUCACAUAUUUUUAAUUAUUCUCCGAGCGCUACAGCUGCUGUGUCGUCUUGUGCUGUCUCUUCAGCCUAUUCCUCUCAAGGAGACCAGAGCAAAGGGGAAAGGCUCCUGCAAGAGGCAGUCUCUCAGCAGCACCUCUGAGGGGCAGGAGAGCUCGGCCACAACACCCAAAGCUGCGGCAAAAAAGGGCUUCUGUGGAAAAGCCAAGCGGAAUGAGAAAUCCUCUGGCAGUGAAGACGACAAUCGGGAGCCAAAGAAACCAAGUUCUGCUCGGACAAAAAGGCCGUGCAGGUCAAAGCUGACUAGGGAAAGCCAGGAGCAGAGGGAAACUAAUAAUGAGGACUGCAGUUUAGGGGAAAAAGAUAGGCCAGCCAGACCCAAAAAUGACCGCCGGAGACGGGUGGCCUCCAAAGUGUGUUACAAAGAAGAGAGUGGCAGUGAUGAGGACAGUGUUUCUGACUUCGAGGUCUCAGAGGAGGAGAGCAGUCUUUCCGAUGAGGAUUUUGAAACUCUACCUAAAAAGCAGAGGAGGUCGUUGGGCUCCCAGAAGUCAAAGGUAAAGGCUGAUAAAAACUCGAAAACGAAGAUUUCAGAAUUGAGGCUACCCAAAAAUUCACAAGAAGCUGAGCCUAGACCAGCAAAAAACACAGCUACUGCCUUGCCUAAUGCACAGAGAAAGAGAAACAAAAUAAUUUCUAGUGACGAGGAUGGAGAGCAGGAGCUGAGGAAAGCGACGGGCACAGACCACUGGCUGGAGGUUUUCCUGGAACGUGAGGACAAGUGGGUGUGUGUAGACUGUGUUCAUGGCAGUGUUGGCCAGCCCCAGCUGUGCUUCAAGAACGCCACAAAGCCGCUCUCCUACAUUGUGGGGUUUGACAAUGAUGGGAGCAUCAAGGAUGUGACACAAAGAUACGACCCGGUGUGGAUGACUGUGACAAGGAAGAGCCGUGUGGGCUCUGAGUGGUGGAAAGACACCCUGAGGCCGUAUGAAAGUCCCUUUGUGGAAAGAGACAAGAAGGAGGAAAUGGAGUUUCAAGUUAAGCUUCAAGACCAGCCUCUGCCAACAGCAAUUGGAGAGUACAAAAAUCACCCCCUUUAUGCGCUCAAGAGGCACCUCCUGAAAUACGAGGCCCUCUAUCCCGAGUCAGCAGCUAUCCUGGGAUACUGCAGGGGAGAGGCUGUCUACUCCAGAGACUGUGUGCACACACUGCACUCCAAGGACACUUGGCUGAAGCAGGCUCGGGUGGUGAGGAUUGGAGAAGUGCCCUACAAGAUGGUGAGGGGCUUUUCCAACCAGGCGAGGAAGGCGCGCCUCAUGGAGCCUGCCAACCGCGAGAAGCAGGACCUGGCCCUCUUCGGCCGCUGGCAGACAGAGGAGUUCCAACCACCUGUGGCCGUGGAUGGAAAGGUUCCCCGGAACGAGUACGGGAACGUCUAUCUCUUCCUGCCGUCCAUGUUGCCGGUGGGCUGCGUGCAGCUCAGGCUCCCCAACCUCAACCGAGUGGCGCGGAAGCUGGACAUCGACUGCGCCCAGGCCAUCACCGGCUUCGAUUUUCAUGGAGGCUACUCACACCCCGUCACUGAUGGCUACGUCGUUUGUGAGGAAUAUAAAGAAGUGCUUAUUGCUGCCUGGGAGAACGAACAAGCAGAAAUAGAGAAGAAGGAGAAGGAGAAACGUGAGAAAAGAGCUCUGGGGAACUGGAAAUUGCUGACAAAGGGACUUCUCAUCCGAGAGAGACUGAAGCAGCGCUACUGCAGCAAGACUGAGCUGCCAGCACCUGAGGCAGAGAAAAGAGCCGGAUUCUCUUCUGAUGAAGAAGGAGGUCCAAGUUCAGAGACUGCAGCAGGGGACUUGGCUGCCUCUUGGCCUCAAAAUCGCCAGGCAGAGAAGCAGAAGAAAGAGAAGACAACCAGGAAGAGCAGGCGGGAAAGGAAAGGAGAAGCAGCACAGUUGUUUCCCUUUGAGAAGCUGUGACCAGCACAAGCUUUUCUCCACCGUUUCCAGAUGCCUGGACGCUGUUGUUACUAUAGGAGUAGGCUCUGCCAGUUAAGGACUUUUAGCCUUCCUUGCAUUUCUGAACCGUCAGGGACUAAACUUCUAGUUCAGCAUCAGAGUUUCUUUUGUUAUCACAGAAAACCACUUUCAACCUUUUAUGCUCGGAGUCGUGAGGAGCAGAGGUGCACUUGUAUCUUCUGAGAAGAUCACUAUAUAUGCAUAGCUGGGCUUUUUUACUACCUUUUGUACGUAUCACUCAGCGUGCUAAUAAACCUGUUUUCUUUGGCAUUCCUUUCCUUUUAACUGUCUUUUUCCAUUUUUCCUUUCAUUUUUUCCUGCUUAUCCAAACUAAAACUAGUUAACUAGCCGAGUUGAUGGAUAGGCUAAUUGGCUAAGUUCAGUCAGAUGCUUCCAUUCAUAUUGUAUCAAAAGCAAGGUAGAGUUCUAGUCUCACUAAUUACUUCUUUUAUCGCAGAGGGGGAAGCAUUUUCAGCAACGUGUGACGAAACGUUAUCAAGUACUUAGAGGAACCUGAAAAUGUAUUUGUUAAAGAAUAUCUGCUUUUUGUGAAAACUCAGAUUUGGCUUUUCAGCCCAGGAUCAGAAAUCUUGUAGAAAAGAAGCAGUCCUGUCCCCAUUUCAACCAUCAGGUUAAACAGAGCAUCUUAGGUCAUUUAACCAACUGUGUGUGUGCUUUUGG
This is a messenger RNA of Nothoprocta perdicaria, 3528 nucleotides long. It is a transcript of the gene XPC, whose product is annotated as XPC complex subunit, DNA damage recognition and repair factor. Gene Ontology annotation, molecular function: damaged DNA binding; single-stranded DNA binding. Gene Ontology annotation, biological process: mismatch repair; nucleotide-excision repair. The record is from RefSeq and is a predicted model, not a curated record. Bases 517 to 2808 code for a protein of 763 amino acids. Lineage: Eukaryota; Metazoa; Chordata; Aves; Tinamiformes; Tinamidae. Gene Ontology annotation, cellular component: nucleus; XPC complex; cytoplasm. The transcript is spliced from 16 exons.